CCCAUUUCGGCACUGCGGCGACCCGAGCAGGAGAGGGCACUGACCCAAAGCAGAAUCCUGGGGGUGGAGCCCUGAGGGGGUCUCUGGCUUCAACGCCAGGGAAACCUUGGGGUGGGCAGAUGGGGGCCCCAGUGCAGGGAGCAGGGCUGCGCCGGGCCUCAGGCUGGGACAGCGAGAUGAGGGUCUGCGUGGAGGACGGAGAACCCCAGCCCGAGGCCCUCUUCUUCCUCAUUCCCCUCUGCCCGCCCUCCCAGGCUGAGGACACCCAGGAUUCAUUCCCACCUUCGCGGAACACAAGAGGGAGGGGCCCCCUGCCGUCCUGGCUUCACAGGCAGACCUGUCCCCCCCUGGUUCCUUUGCCCCUGAGUGUCUACCCUGCACAAACAGCUUCUCCGCCCCCAGCAGAGCCCAGCCGGGAGACCAUGCCAUGACGCCCCUACCUGCACCCCAGAGGAGGGCCAUGGAUGCGAGGGGACCCGUGGGCUUGGGUGGGGAUUACCCGUUGCAGUUCUGUCCACAAUUUUUCCAAGACAGGAUUCCCCCAGCUGCGGGCCCCAUUUCUGCUGCCCUUUCCCUGGGGGUGUGGGUGGGGUUACUUGAUUAGAGAAGCCACUUGUCCCCAGGUAGGGGCAGCUAUGGCCUCUGUGGCCUUCAGCAUCAGUGGAUAACCACCACCACCCCUGCCCAGAAAGGACAGUCAGGCCUGGAACCAGCCUGACCCCACCAGUGCGGGUGGGGAUGGUUGGGAGUUCACUGGGAUCUCAGGGAGGAUGGUGCCCCAGCAGAGGUAGGACUCCCCCCCCCCCAGUCCUCCUGCCCAGCUCACCCUGGACCUGGCCUGUGCGCAGGGGAAAGGGAUCAGUGCCCGCUGUCGGCCCUCCUGUCCUGUCCCCAGCACCUCCGAGGGGAGGAGGGCACCCUAUCUCCCAAACAGAAAUAGACCCACUCGAACUUAACAAAGUCCAGCAUGAGGGCUCGGGGGUGGAAGUAGCCAAGCUGAUGGCGAGGGAGAGAAAGGCCAGGACGCGAUCCUGAGUAUAGAGGCCGCGGGUGAACCCUGAGUGUGGAUGCGAAGCGGGGGCGUGUGCGCGGGCCCCUCCCUGCCCACGGCUCCCCUCCCUCGGGCUCCGAUACCCGGUGUCUGCGGAGCGGUGGAAAGGGAGCCGUCUGCGCUCUCGGCCUGGCCUCGCCGGACCCCGCCCGGCUCCCCUGCGGGCCCACCAGGGUCCACGCCCGCGCCCGCUCCUGGGGCGACCCCUCCGGGGGCCUCCGGGCCGCAGUCGGGGCAGGUGCGCAACAGGCCUUCAGAUGGAGCGAGUGGUCGUGAGCAUGCAGGACCCCGACCAGGGCGUGAAGAUGCGGAGUCAGCGCCUGCUCAUCACCAUCAUUCCGCACACGGUGGCUGGCGGCGACAUCGCGGAGUGGCUGAUCCAGAAAUACUGCCUCUCCGAGGAGGAGGCCCUGCACCUGGGCAGCCUCCUGGUGCAGCACGGCUACCUGUACCCUCUGCGCGACCCCCGCAGCCUUGUGCUCCGGCCCGACGACACACCCUACAGGUUUCAGACACCCUAUUUCUGGACGAGCACCCUGGGGCCAGCCACGGAGCUGGACUACGCCAUCUACCUGGCCAAGAAGAACAUCCGAAAGCAGGGGGCCCUGGUCGGCCACGAGAAGGAGCACUAUGACCAGUUGCACAGGAAGAUGAGCCACGCGUGGGACCUGGUGGUGGUGCAGGCCAGGGAGCAGCUACGGGCAGCUAAACAGCGCAGGAAGGGGGACAGGCUGGUCAUUGCGUGCCAGGAGCGGACGUACUGGCUGGUGAACAGGCCCCCGCCGGGCGUCCCCAGUGUCCUGGAGCAGGGUCCAGAGCGCGGCUCCUGUGCCGCCGGGCGAGCGCAGCUGACCCAGAGCCCGGAGUUCUACAGGCAGGAGGUGGAGCACUGCAGGAAGGCGCUGGCCAGGACCCGGGUCAAGUCCUCUGUCUGCCUUGAGGCGUACCUGAACUUCAGCAGCCAACGUGGCCCGCACGACCCCUUCCUGUCGGGCUGCCUGCCCAGCAACCCCUGGGUCACGGACGACGACACCUACUGGAUGGUGAACGCGCCCAGCGUGGCGGUGCCCACGAAGCUCCGCGUGGAGCGGUGGGGCUUCAGCUUCCAAGAACUCCUGGGAGACCCCGUGGGACGGGCCCAUUUCUUGGCCUUCCUGGGGACGGAGUUCAGCGCCGAGAACCUCAGCUUCUGGGAGGCGUGCGAGGAGCUGCGCUACGGAGGGCAGGCCCAGGUCCCCGCGCUGGUGGACUCGGUGUACCAGCAGUUCCUGGCCCCUGGCGCCGCCCGCUGGGUGAACGUGGACAGCCGCACGAUGGAGCGCACGCUGGCGGGACUACGGCGGCCGCACCGCUACGUGCUGGACGACGCGCAGCUGCACAUCUACAUGCUGAUGAAGAAGGUGGGUGUGCGGAGUGACUUGUGCUCCUGCCGGCGGCGCCGCGGGCCGCUCCCAGCACGGGUCUUAACGCGCGCGUUCCCGGCUGAGCGGCGCCCUCGUGCCUCCUGCCUGGCGGUGGUGUCGCUGGCCGCUCGGGGCGUGUCCGGACUGUCGUCCGCCCCCAGGGCCCCGGGCCCCUCCCGCCGCAGCACAACCCCGGGGCCGCGCGGCGCAGACACGGUGGGGGCUCGGUGUCCCCGCGGAGCUGGGGCUCGGUGUCCCCGCGGGGGCUUGUGCGCUGCGGCAGCCGUGGGCUCCGGUGGGGGUGAGGCAGCGCGGGCCCCAGCCUGGAGCCUGAGGGGACGCCGCCCCGCUCGCAGCCGCUCGCAGCCGUGCAGCGUCGGCCUGUGUGUUUUGUCGUCCCGCAGCGCCUCCCUGAUGCACGAGGCCGUGGGGCCCGGACGCGCCUCACCGCGGGGUCGUUGGCCCCGUCGCAUGCAGAGCUCUUGGCGGGGCGGGGGGCGCGGUCACAGGUCUCUGGGACCCUCUCCGCGUCCCACGGCCUGCAAGUACUUAGUUUCUUUUCCGUUGGCUUGAAUUUGGGUAUAAGCGGGUACACGUGCUAGGAUUGGGCGUGAAGCCUUUAAGCCUUUUCCCCAACUAGGCCGCACGGGGCGCGGCGCGGGGCCGGACCUCCCGCCCGGGGUCCAGUGGGGCCCGACCUCCUGCCCGGGGCGCAGGGCUGAGCGAGAUCCGAGGCGGGCGCCGGCCUGCGCCUGCGUUGGGGGUCGGGCUCCUUCCUGGCUCGGCGGCCCCCACGGCCUGGGUCUGCUCUGCCCGCCCUGCGGGGUCUCUCAUGGGUCUCCUGUUCCCUGUGACUCCGUGCAUCGGUGGUCGUUUCGCCCUGUUUGUGUAUUGGUUGGGUUGCGGGGACGCGUUUGCUGUGUGGUCCCUCCAGAGAGCAGGCCCGGGUCCCCUGGGGCAGGCCCGCGCGGGCGGCCUCCCGGUGUCUGCCACGGGCGCUCGGCGACGUCCGGUGAUCUUCAGGCCUUGCCCGCCCCGGGUCUCACCCGCUUUGGCUCGCAGUGUCCCGCAGUGUGGACGGCCCAGCCCGCGUCCCGCAGCCACCGCGGGGCCCGGCUCCUCCCGCCCACCCGGAGCGAGGCUGUUCACGAACCGAGCCGGGUGUGUCGCCGUCGCCUGGUUGGUGUCAGGGCCGGACCCUGAGCACAGGCGCAAAGGGCGUGUCCUGGGCGGAGUCGGAGCCCCUGCCGCUCGCGGUCCUUGCCGGGCUCCUGGCCGAGCCCCGGCCCCCCGGUCUCCUCGCUGCUCCUCUGCGCGCGUCCCACCUGAGGACCCCGGCUCCUCCGCGCUCAGGGCGACGGGCCCUGGACGCCCUGCUGCCUUGGGGCGUGUUAUCGUUGAUGUUUGGGAAUUAUUAUUUUAGCAUUCUGUGAAGCAUCAAUAUACUUUCAAAAUCCAACCUACAGGGAAGGUGGGUUUCAGGGAAGCCCAGUCCUGUCUGGAUUCUUGUGUGGUCUUCUCACGUUUUCACCAAAAUUAAUGACAAAACUUGUAUUUAUUUUUUUCUUUGAAUAUAAAGGAUUACGUUCUUA
Nyctereutes procyonoides (raccoon dog) is the source of this 4046-nucleotide messenger RNA. RefSeq names its product regulator of G protein signaling 11 (gene RGS11). Lineage: Eukaryota; Metazoa; Chordata; Mammalia; Carnivora; Canidae. The coding region runs from base 1309 to 3027 and encodes 572 amino acids. Gene Ontology annotation, biological process: intracellular signal transduction; G protein-coupled receptor signaling pathway; regulation of G protein-coupled receptor signaling pathway. The record is from RefSeq and is a predicted model, not a curated record. The transcript has 15 exons.